AACUCAUAACUAUGAUAAGGUAUAUAAAUGCAAGGUACGGAAAAUGUUCGUCCAUUGCUUUUCUGAAAUAGCAUCAAUUUAAAACAACGAUUGAUUUCCUUAGGAUCAUAACUGCUUAAAAAGGAUAUUGUCGUUGAUUGACAAAGUGCCUAUCUAAGUGAUCAAUGCCAGGAAAUACAGAGAACAAGGAGAUGGACGGCAGAAUAAGAAGCUUCUCUAAUUGGAGCUUUUCUUCGGAUCCCUCCAAACUUGCUUAUGCGGGAUUUUAUGCUACAGGGUACCAUGACCUCGUUCAGUGUUUUGCGUGCGGUCUUGGAUUAAGGUAUCUGACCGCCGAUGAUGACCCAUUGUCAGAGCACAUUAAAAACUGUCGAUCAGAUUGUUCCUACCUGAAUGAACUUAAUAGUGAACAUCAGGAUCCCAACUGUUUUUCGGAUGAACAAGCGAAUAUGUCAGAUGCCGAAGACGAGCUAGAACAGCUUGAGGAGCAGAAUGCUACACUGAGGGAGAGGGUCACGUGUAAGGUCUGUCGAGAGAGGUCAGCUAUAGUAUUGCUGCUUCCCUGUAGUCACCUGGCCGCCUGCGUCCAGUGUGGACCAAGCUUGACCACCUGUCCCGUGUGUAACCGGCGAAUUGUUGAGACUGUUAGGACCUUUAUGGGGUGAAGCACUCGAUGGCCCUUUCAACAGAUGCAAGAAUAAACUGAUCAUGUGUUCAUCGUCGGCAUAUUUGUUCUAAGUCACUUGGUAGUUUACCUCUGUGUAAGGGCUUUCAAAAUAUCACAUAUCUUGAAUAAUAAAUUCAAGGCAAAAGAACUGUCAAACAAACUAUGUUAUGCCGGAAGAAAUGAACUCGAUCGUAUUUUGUCAUGUGCUGCGCUGGCGAAUAUUGUUUAUUAAGGCUAAUAUUUGACAUGCACAAUAAUGUGUUCACAUGCACAAAAUGUAAAAGCAUGAAGUAUUAUGUUCUAAGUUUAAAGUAUAUAAGGUAUUGUUUAUAAAAAUGUGUAGCAAAAUGUG
This is a messenger RNA of Mya arenaria, 1019 nucleotides long. Its product is annotated as baculoviral IAP repeat-containing protein 2-like. The record is from RefSeq and is a predicted model, not a curated record. Gene Ontology annotation, biological process: regulation of cell cycle. Gene Ontology annotation, cellular component: nucleus; cytoplasm; spindle microtubule. The coding region runs from base 165 to 665 and encodes 166 amino acids. NCBI's taxonomy places the organism in Eukaryota, Metazoa, Mollusca, Bivalvia, Myida, Myidae. The transcript is spliced from 4 exons.